Williopsis jadinii is the source of this 1776-nucleotide messenger RNA. It is a transcript of the gene CDC23, whose product is annotated as anaphase promoting complex subunit CDC23. Gene Ontology annotation, cellular component: anaphase-promoting complex. Lineage: Eukaryota; Fungi; Ascomycota; Saccharomycetes; Phaffomycetales; Wickerhamomycetaceae. Bases 24 to 1673 code for a protein of 549 amino acids. Gene Ontology annotation, biological process: cell division. The transcript has a single exon. The record is from RefSeq and is a predicted model, not a curated record. Gene Ontology annotation, molecular function: protein binding.
AAACAACUGCACAGAACCACACAAUGGACGUUGAAGAGCUUCGUCAGAACCUUCGCCACUCGGUGAACUUACUCGGUGCGUUGAACCUCACGAGGGCGGCGAAGUGGGCUGGUGAAGCGCUCGUUGGAUUAAGAGAACCAACAGAGGAGGUAGAAACAUCUGUUAAACAUAAACAGAUACACAACUUCGAAACGUUGCCUCAUAGAGAAAGCGACUGUAUGAUGCUGGCACGAGGGCAGUUCAACUCCAAGGAGUUCAGCAGAUGUGCUUACUCCCUACGGAAGUGCCAAUCCCCCCAGGCUGUGUUUAUGAGAUUGCACUCCACCUACAUUGACGGUGAUAGGAAAAGAGAAGAGGAGAGUCAAGGAAUCCUUGGUGCCAACGACUCAAAAGUGACUAAUGCCAAUGCUCCACAUGUGUUGAAGGAACUAUCAUCGCUCUUGGAGUCCCCACAGUAUAGCGAUGAUCCCUUUUUGUUGUAUCUUUAUGGUGCCCUUUUACUGAAACAGAAGUCUACAGAGUUGGCAACAGAAACACUAAUCAAGAGUAUCAAACUGUACCCUUUCAACUGGAGCUCGUGGAGCGAGCUAAUCACUUCAAUAACGGGCUUGGAUGAAGCUCAGCUGAUACUCCACGAUUUAGAAGUACACUUUGCACAUGAUUUUAGUGCCUUGACGAUGGUCAGAAUUGGUAAGAUUGUCAUUUAUCAGGAGUUGUUUCAACACUUUGAACAACUCUUCAAAGAUUUACAAGGACUAUUAGAGCUGUUUCCAAACUUUGCUUUCAUAAAGACUCAAAGCGCAUUGGUAUCGUACCAUGCCCUGGAGUAUCAACAAGCAGAGAAUACCUUCGACAGCGUACUUCAGCAAGAUCCUUACUGCUUGGACGACAUGGAUACGUAUUCUAAUAUCCUCUACGUUAUGGAUAAGAAGUCCAAAUUGUCAUACUUGGCACAGUUGGCAAACGAAGUGGAUAAGUUCAGACCAGAGACAUGCUGUAUCAUUGCGAACUAUUACUCGUUGAAGUGCGAACAUGAAAAGGCCAUCAUGUACUACCGUCGUGCUUUAGCUCUGAAUAGAAACUGCUUAGCCGCGUGGACAUUAAUGGGCCAUGAAUUUGUCGAGUGUAAGAACUCACACGCUGCAAUUGAAUCAUAUAGACGUGCUAUUGAUACAAACCCUAAGGAUUUUAAAGCAUGGUAUGGUUUAGGACAAGCGUACGAAGUGUUGGAUAUGCAUCUGUACUCAUUGUACUACUACCAACAAGCUUCCAUUAUCAAGCCACAUGAUAGAAGAAUAUGGAUUGCCUUGGGCCAAUGUUUCGAUAAGUUGAAAAAGGUUGAGGAUUCGAUAAUGGCGUAUAAGAGGGCUCUUUCGCUAUCCGAAUACAUCGACCUAUCAAUAGUCUAUAAAUUGGCACUAUUGUACCAAACACUCGGCCAAGAAGCAGAGGUCUAUGCAAAUAUGAGAACCAUAUACGUUGAAGAAGUCAACACCGAGCACCACAGUGAUGAGACAGCGAAGGCCAGAAUAUGGCUCGCUAGACAUGAGAUGAAGCAGGGAAACUAUAGUGAAGCAUAUUCCUACGCGGUGGACUUGACGUAUGGAACCAGUCAGGAGAUUGAAGAUGCAAGAGCCAUAACCAGAGCUGCAAGAAACAAGAUGAAUAAUUGACUAAUUCAUAAUGCUACAACAAGUCAAAUUCUAAACAUUUUAUAAUCAUAAAAAAAGCACAUAAAAGCAUCCAAUAUCAUAGAUGGUCUAAAAAAGAGUGGUG